UACAUAUGAGAACAGAGAGAUAAAAGAGAAAGAGGGAGAGAGGGAGAGAGAGAGAGAGCAGCCGCGCACGCGUGUGUAAAUGAAAAAAAAAAAGAAAAGAAAGUGUGAGGGUGAUAGAGAAUGGAUGAGAAAGAAAGAGAGAGAGCGCGGUAGAGUGGGUGAGUGUGUUUGUUGAUGAAUUGUAUACAGCAAGAUCUCGUAACAGUAUUAUAUGAUACUCGACCUGUCUAUCGUUUUCAUUUUUUAGAAUAUAUUUACAAACAACAGGGCUUGGUUUUUAGAUUCUGAAGAGGAGAAAUAAACCGCAAUUUUCUCAUAAUGGCAGCUACAUUGUUCGUUAUUAAAUUGCCGAAGCAAAAAUCAUGUUUGUCAAAACUCGAACGGAGUAAUUCAAGUUCCGAGCUGUUGUUAGAAACCGCACCUAACUCUGAUUUAUUAUUCGGGGAUAACCAAAACACCAAUUGUUCCUUUAAUGAUAAUAUUUCGUCUACAAAGGUUUGUGAAGCAUCCGAAGCUGUCUCUCCAAAAUCAAGCAAUGACAACACUAUUACAUCUACGGUUUCCAACAACGUCAAUUACAGAAGUGUUGGUAGUGACAGCAGUAAUAUUAGUAAUAAAAAUGAUAAGUCUGGUGCAAACAGUAUUAAUGUUUUGGAUCAAGAGUCCGGUGGAUCGAUAGGAAAGGAUGAUGUUGACGUGCAAAUCAAAAUCAGUGGUUCGGACGUUAAAGGUCAGGGUAACAAUAAAACACUGGCGAUCGAAAAUUCCGCAUCGAGUAACUUGAAUGAAGGAUCACCUCAGCUGGGCGCAGAUUCACGAGAUCGAACAGUGAAAUUGGAGUGUAGAUUCCAAGUGACACCUAUAGAUGAAACAGAACCCGAACAUGAAAUGCAGGAUUUUAUCCCUAAGGAAACCCCUGAAACGAUGGUGAAGAAUAUUCUGGAAGAAUUUUCAGUGAAAAAUGAUAUAUGGACAGACUCUGAUUCCUAUAAGCAAAUUACAUUUAUUGACUGUGGUGUUCCUGCCAGAAUUGAAGACAUAUUGAAGAGACUAAUGGCUAUUGGAAUUGGUCAAAAACUCAAAGGUUCUUCUAUCAGUGUUUUUCCAGCAUCAAUGCAUGUUGAAACUUUUGACCAAAAAAAUUCUGAAGAAAAAAGUAACAAUAUAAACAAAGAAAAUGAAAGCAAAUUCAAGAAAUCCGUGAAGUCCCGUCUAGUUGUGGCACAGGUGGUAGAUUCCGUCCGUGCUGGUGCUGUUUUUACAUUUGACUAUUGUAUGCUCAUAAUUUUAGCAAGUAUGAUUUCUGUUCUUGGUUUGGUAGAAAACAGUUCGGUUGUUUUAGUAGCCAGUAUGUUGAUAUCACCAUUGAUGGGCCCAAUACUGGCUGGGACUUUUGGUAUUGUGAUCCAAAAUUAUUCUUUACGAAAUCUUGGUCUGAGAUCGGAAUCAAUUGGUCUUGCAUUGUGCAUUAUCUGUGGGUUUAUCUUUGGCCUAAUCAUUGGUGCCAUCCAACUCCAAGGAGUGACUGGAUAUAUUGAUGAGUGGCCCACUAUAGAAAUGAAAUCCAGAGGCAUGAGUCGUAGUCUGUGGAUUGGUAUCUUAAUAGCACUUCCAUCCGGUGCUGGAGUGUCUCUGUCUGUUCUGGGUGGUAACUCUGGGCCAUUGGUUGGAGUUGCCAUAUCCGCCUCACUGCUGCCACCUGCUGUCAAUGCUGGAAUGCUGUGGUCAUUUGCUUUACUUUCAGUCAUCAGUCCACCAAAGACAGCUCCACAUGACAAUACCACUGCUGUUUCAGUUAAUGACAACACUCUAGCGUGCUUGCCAUUUCAAGACAAUGCUUACACACCAAUGUACAGCUGUGACAUGGCCAAAGAAAUGGGAAUCAUGGGAACCAUCAGUCUCCUGCUCACUCUACUUAACAUCGUCUGCAUAUUCCUAGUUGGUGUUGUCAUGUUGAAGAUUAAGGAAGUUGUGCCACUAGCUUCAACAGAUGAAACAGCAGAAUUUUGGGAGCAUGAUAUACAAGUGGCCAGGGAUUCCUAUAAGACUGUGAAGGGCCCUGAAUCUUUGUCUUUUAUUACAGAAUAUCAGAAACUUUUAGAGAAAGAAAGAAACAUGGAUCUUAAUAACUUGAGGCACAUGAAUCAACUGUCAAGGAUUUAUGCUGAUGACUUUUAUCAUCCAGAAUUCAGCCCCAGCCCCAAGAGUCCAACAGGAAACUUUGACUUCAGUUCGAAGGUAUACAAAACACUACCAAGCAAUCAAUCGUUCCUAGAUAAAGUCACCCUUGACAAUACUCAGACUUUCCAUGGCUCCACAACACAUGGACAUUAUUCAGAAUUUCUUGACUAUGAGCAGUUUGAGGCAUCCCCUGGAGUGAGAGUAGCACGACCAUUUUCUUUUGUUACUCCUCCUCCCAAGCACUUUCCCACUGAAAUCCAACGCAGCCAUAGCACUCGUGAAAGAACAAAAGAUAAACAUCGGAAAUUUCGGCUAAAACCACUUUUCCAUAAACCAAAAGGUCGAGUUGUGGUGGGCAAGGAGAAAAAGUUUACUGUCACCUCUGUACCGGAAAGUCCCAAACAUCCAUCACAUAAGGGGGAAGGAAGUUACCAAAUGAUCAGUGAGGAAGUGUAAAUAGCAUUGCUGAAGCAAGGGAUGGCUAUCGUGUGUGAAUGCAUCAAUACUUGUGUGUGAAUUUGUGGGAAGAAUGUGUAAGGUUAGUCAGUAAUAUUGAUUUCAAAUUUAGGCACAAGGCCAGCAAGUUCAGGGAAGGAUAUAAGCCAAUUACAUCAGCCCCAGUGUUCAACUGGUACUUACUUUAUAGAACCUGAAAUGACGAAAGACAAAGUCAGCCUCUGCAAAAUUUGAACUCAGAACAUAAAGAGAGAGGAAAUGCCUCUAAGCAUUUCACUCAGUGUGCUAAUGAUUCUGACUUAAUGUUAAUUCGUAACAUUAACACUGCUCUUAUCUGCAAGCCUUGGUAAGGCAGGGAAUAAAUAUUUGUGAAGGUA
This is a messenger RNA of Octopus bimaculoides (California two-spot octopus), 3014 nucleotides long. RefSeq lists its product as uncharacterized. NCBI's taxonomy places the organism in Eukaryota, Metazoa, Mollusca, Cephalopoda, Octopoda, Octopodidae. The record is from RefSeq and is a predicted model, not a curated record.